GGCGCGAGCUAUCGAAGGGUUUCGUCGUUCCUUUCCACGCCGGGCGCGACGACACGGGAUCGUCGAGCGACGGCCGGAGGUGAAAGAGGCCUGGAGAUCUGCGCACUGACGGCUACGAUCGAAUAGGUACUGCUUUUCUGAUCAAGUUUGCAAGAUACCAGAACUGCUUAAAGCUGAAGACUGACUUCUUUUUAAAACCCUUUGAAGUUUACACUAGAAUAAGGGUCCAAUGUCUUCUCUUGUUCAAUCACCAACAUUGGAGAUACUAGCACGAGAACCAGAAGUGUUCUCCAUCUGGAAAGGACCUCCAUUCAGCAAUGGCCAGCCGCUUGUCAAACUUGAGAAAGUUCCUUGUACCGUUGCAAGAUUCAGUGAAAAUGGAUCUAGGCUUAUGGUGACCAAAAGCAAUACUGUCAUCAGUGUUCAAGAUUGUUGCAGCUCCACUGAGAUCAGAUCCUUUGACAUACCCUCCCUUCUUGCUGCCACUUUGUCUCCAUGUGGGACCUAUCUCCAAACAUUCCAUAAAGCCACUACACCACAGGAUAAAAAUGUUGUGCUGUGGGAAGUACAGACUGGUGCAGCUGUUUAUCAGCAUUUCCAGAAAAAUAUGUCUAAGACCACAUGGCCAUCGAUUAUAUUCACCUCCGAUGAAUCUGUUGCCUGUCGAAUGGCAACAAAUGAGAUACAGUUUUUUGACUCGAAGGAUUUCUCUAAAGGAAUUAUUCAUAGAUUAAGACUACCUGGUAUUGCUGCAAUUGAGCUGUCAAAGGCUCCUGGGCAUUACAUUGCAGCAUUUGUACCGGAAUCAAAGGGUAUUCCUGCCAGUGUUCAGAUCUUUUCUUGUAGUAAGGAUGCGCAAACUCAGCCAAUUGCGAGGCGGAGUUUCUUUCGUUGUUCCACAGUGGCAUUGCAUUGGAACAAGAUUUCAUCUGGAGUUCUAGUAGUUGCUCAAUCUGAUGUUGAUAAAAGCAACCAGAGUUACUAUGGUGAAUCAAAAUUGAACUAUUUAACAACUGAUGGAAGUCACGAGGGACUUGUUCCUCUUCGAAAAGAGGGACCCGUGCAUGAUGUUCAGUGGUCUUAUUCAGGCUUAGAGUUUGCUGUUGUUUAUGGAUUCAUGCCUGCAAGAGCAACAAUAUUUGACAGGAAAUGCAAUCCACUACUCGAGCUUGGUCAAGGUUCUUACAACACAAUUAGAUUCAACCCAAAAGGAAGACUUAUAUGUUUGGCUGGCUUUGGCAAUUUGCCUGGUGACAUGGCAUUUUGGGACUAUACAGAAAAGAAGUUGCUUGGAACAACAAAAGCAGAAUGGUCAGUGACCAGUGAAUGGUCUCCUGAUGGACAGUAUUUCAUGACUGUCACAACAGCACCAAGACUACAGAUAGACAAUGGGAUAAAAAUCUUCCGAUAUGAUGGGUCCCUUUAUUUUAAAAAGAUGUUCAGUAAGUUGUAUCAGGCCGACUGGAAGCCAGAGGCACCUGAACGGUUUGAUGAUAUAAAUGAGCUUGUCAAGUCUGUCGAAACUUUGAAGAUUGAUAAUAAUGAAAAGAAAGUUCAAGUUCCAAAAUCAUCAUCAGAGACAAGAAGCAACAUUCAAGCUAGCAGUGUGCAAAAACCAGCUGCAUACCGCCCACCCCAUGCUAAAAAUGCUGCUUCAGUGAAGGCAGAGCUUUUCGGAGGAACGGCCCCUUCGGAGGAGAUGAGCAAAAAUGCAUUGCGAAACAAAAAGCGCCGUGAGAAACAGAAAGAGAAAAAGGCCGCAGAAGCAUCAGCUGCUGCCAGUGGCAGCAGCUGAUCUUGGUUUUGCUAUUUCUGUUGCUGCGCCCCAACCUGCAGACAUUUGCCUCCAAGCAGGUUAUUACGGAAUGGCAAUAAUCAUCCAAUUGGCGAGUGUGGUUGUGACCACUAAAUUUUCUGUUAGUUAUUAUUAAAAAAUGGAUUUCUUAAAUAAUUUCAUUUCGGAAGAGGAAUAGUGUCACAUUAUGAAGUUUUCAUCAUUCUUGACCCUCGGUAACUGGAGCUCUUUUUAGUUCAUACGCCGACAAUUUAUUUGUGAACCAUUAGUAUCACCAGGAAACAU
Molecule: messenger RNA, 2080 nt
Organism: Musa acuminata subsp. malaccensis (wild Malaysian banana)
Lineage: Eukaryota; Viridiplantae; Streptophyta; Magnoliopsida; Zingiberales; Musaceae
Biological process (GO): translational initiation
Cellular component (GO): cytosolic small ribosomal subunit
Molecular function (GO): mRNA binding; ribosome binding; tRNA binding
Source: RefSeq, a predicted model, not a curated record